GUAAGAUUACUAAAUCGUGUCAUGUUUAGUCAUUAGAAAAUAUAAUAUCAAUUUUGGUCACUCGAAUUACUGAAACAUGUCACAUUUAGUCACUCUCUCGUUAGCCUCCGUCCAACUCCACUCACUUAAAUUACUGAAAACAUGUCACAUUUAUUCACUCUCCCGUUAGACAUAUUCCAGUAAUUCGAGUGACAAAAAUUGAUAUUAAAAUUUUCUAGUACCUAAACAUGACACGAUUUAGUAAUCUCAGUGACUAAAUGUGGUAUUUUCAAAAAAAAAAUAGUACUAGGAAUAAAAGGAUCCCAAGUUUGCUGAGCAUGCAAACAAAAGUGUUAGGAUCCUUAUUCUGAACAAAAGUGCAAUCAACAAAAUUUUGCAAAGCAUUCAUCUUCCCAAUCGAAGGAUGUCCGAGACGCGCAUGCCAUAGCUCCAAAGUACCUACCGCACUCCGGACAAUAUUCGCCAUGGGUUGAUCGCCAUCAAACAGCCCGAGAAAAUAGAGUCCAUCGACGUGCUCGCGCAUAUCAAUCAGCCUCUUGGAUGUUAAGUCCUGAAGUCACGUAAGAAGAUCAAUGCAAUUGGUAAAUCUGAAGUAAGCCGACUGACAGACAGAAGAUUGCACUAGAAAUCAGGGACAUGUAUGUAGUACACGACGUAGAAUCAAAUCAUUUGAUAAUUUAGUCGAACCAAUACUGCGAACUUUAACACAUGUUCCAUUAGGAAUUUUCACCUGCAAGGUCGAACAAGAAUCCGACUCGACAUCCAACAUAGAACCGUGGUUAACAAUAUGCUCGUUGCAACCUGAAUCUAUAACCCACGUUGUUGACGCAACAGACUUAGAAGAAAACAUAUCUACCAUAUUUGAAGAAGGUUCCAUUGCUCCCAGUGCUGAUUGAUGAAAUUCGGAAGCAAGCAUUGCCUUUAAUUGAGCAAAUUGAGCCGCCGAUAUUCCUUGGCGCGAACUCUCAGCAACGUCGACCUAAGCAGCCUGGGGAGACGAAUGAGAAUCCCGAUCAGUACGUGGACGUAGAAGUGGCUCUUAUGUCUUGUUGUUUCCACGAGAGGUAUAUCCAACGAGCUUAUAGCAGGGUUCCUUUGAAUUUCUAGGGCGUUCGCAAUGAGAACAGUGCAGUCUAUCAUAUGGGUGUUGAUCAACAUGAGGGUCUCAAUCAGAUCGGGUGGAGGAUUGGUCAGGCCUAAGUCCGCCUCUCCCCCUGAACCUAGAAGGCCAAAGCUUGUGGACAAGGAUGACGACUGUGGGCGAUCCGUCACUGCUGGUUGUCAUUCAUCACCAGUUGACAAGCUUCUUCAAGACUGUGUACAGGCUUCAUAUCUAGGAUUUGGGAUUUCACAGUAGCAAAGACAUCAUCCAAACCCAUUAAAAAAUCAAACAGUCUCUCACUUACACGCACCUUCCGCUGCCGCAACACGCACAAGUAGAUUCCAGCGAGGGAGUAAGUGACUACAGAGGACUUCUCUUGCUGCAGGCUGAUUAUCGUGCAUUUGAGCUCAUAUAAUCGCGGUGCACUUCCUUACCCAAAGCAAGACUAGAGAUCAACCCAUAUCUUACGUGUAGUUGCCGCAAAUCAAACGUUGUUGCGCACCUCUUUAGUCAUAGAGGUCAUCAACGAUCCAUUGACCAUGGCAUUGCACUGCCGCAAAGCCUCUGUCUCUGCUGAUCCUUGUGGAGGCAGAAGAGUUCCAUCCACAAAGCACAUUUUGUUCUUCGCAAUUAGAGAAUAAGUGAUUUCGACGAUCCAUUCACUAUAAUUUACGUCGUUGAGCAGCUCCCCACAAAGUGAUUGUUUGGACUAUCAGAAUUGUGAAGGAUUAGGUGAGGCGACUACGUACACGAAGUCAUGGAACCUCCUGCACUGCUUGUGGAAGUAUACUUGAGCUUUAAGGUUUUUUCUGUCUUCUCAUUAGAAUUCAUGAUGAUGACAACAAGGUUUAUUUAACCAGGCUUUAAUACCAUGUAAAAACCGAUAAGCGGUUGCUUGGGGUUUUGUUGGGUGAGGUUAAGCCUCCUUCUACUGAUGUUGCGGCUACGGAACAGGUCGACUAGGCUGUUGCGAACGCUCAGCUUGUGACUUGGCUUGUUUCUUGUGUUGAUAUUCCUACUACUCUUGGACUUCGUCGUUUUGCUACGGUUGCCGAGAUGUGGCAGCAUAUUAUUCGUACUCAUUCGCAGAAUAGUGCCUCUCGCCAGUAUGAACUCGAGAUUGAGAUUGAGCGUCUCACUUAGGGGGUUCGUGAUAUCCGUGGUUAUUAUCAGGCUAGCCUCCAUCUAUGGACUGAAUAUGAUCUAGUGAAUGUCCCCUUAGUUUCUGGUACUGAAUCCGAUGCUAUUCUCUAAGAGCGUAGCCGUACUCGGGUUAUGCAGUUCUUGUCCAAACUUUGUCAUGAGUUCGAGCCUAUCUGGGCCUCUCUCAUUCAUUGGCAGGUUACUAUCCUGGAAGAGGUAAUCACCAAACUGGUCGGAGAGGAAACUCGACUUAAGAGUCAGUCUCAAAUUGAUGGCUCGGUCUCGACUGAGUCUGCAUUUGAUGUUGGACGUACUGGUUCAUCGCGUCCCCGAUUCUAUCAUCCCGCGACGGGCGAAGUCACCUGCCACUUUUGUCAAGAGGUUUGGCAUCUUCAAAUUCACUGCAAAAAAUGAAAAUUCGGCAAUUAUUGUAAGGAGUUAGGCCAUAUUGUAUUAGAGUGUCCUACGCAUAUUCGUCGUGGCAAGCUUCGUAGCUCUUCGACCUCUGGUCCUUCUCGCUCGGAGUCCGCAUAUGCGGUUAUGGAGAAUCUUCCCUUGGGUGGCGGCUCGACUACUGCUCUUCAACCUCAUCUUCUACGUCGUUUUCUCCAGAGCUAAUUCAUCGUCUUGUUCAGGAAGCUCUACAGGAUGCUCUUCCGGGUGCCUUGACUUUUGUGCUUCAGGUAAAUCUUUUCCUUGGCUUCUUGAUUCCGUGGCGUUUAAUCACAUAACGCCUGCUCAAUCAUCCUUUCUCCACCUUCUUCCGGCCUCUCACAAUCACCUUCAAGUCACUAAUGGCGCGACUUUGCCUGUACAUGAUCGUGACACGCGUCCAUCGACUGAGUCACUAUUCCCCAGCUUUAUAUGUUCCUCAAUUUUGUCCAAUUUGGUUUUGGUUGGUUAGCUAUCGGAGGAUGGGUGUGAGGUCAAGUUUAAUUCUGUCGGUUGUGUUGUGCAGGCCUAGAAGACGGGGAAGGUGCUCGGGAAAGGAAGUAAACGUGGCCGGGUAUUUGUGUUGGAUAAGCUUCAAGAGUGUUCGAGAAUCGGAGGUUGCAGCCCGUUGGUGGCAAUGGAUGCUCAUGUGGGUUCGGUUCAAGACUGUAGGGUGUUGGAUUUUUCGGAUAUGGUUAUUUCAGGUUGUAAGAAUUCUAGGUCUUCCUUUUUUUUGCAGUUUAUUCUGUUAAGCCGUUGGAUUUUUCGGCUACUGCUUCUACUUGGGAUUAAUGGCAUUGUCGUUUGGGACAUCCCCACUCGGCUCAUUGAAUGACUAUGUUUCGUCGCGAUUUAUUGCCAGAUGAACUUUCAUCUAUUUCUUCUUCUCACUCACCUUGUAUCAGCUGUAUCGAGGCCAAAGCACAUCAAAUAUCUUUUUCGUUCAAGAUACAGUAUAUGAGAAUCCCUUUGAUUUGGUACAUUCAGACUUGUGGGGUCCCUCACCAGUCCUGGCUUGAUUGGGAUACCGGUACUUCGAGUUAUUCAUAGAUCAUGCUACGAGGUUUACGUGGUUAUUUUUUCUCAAGCAGAAGUUUGAACUUGAAUCCUUGGCUCGAGAAUUUGUUUAGAUGGUGAAGAAUCAAUUUCAUACUACCGUUAAGAUUCUAUGAUCCAAUCUUGGAUGAGAGUUCACAUCCAAUAAGCAUUUUGCAUUCUACAAUGGUGGGAAGUUUGAUUUAUUUGACUCAUACUCGUCCCGAUAUUUGUUUUGGAGUUCAGGUGGUUAGUCAAGACAUGGGUGUAGCUCGCACAUUGCACUUAGACGCAGUUUAUCAAUUGUUGUGAUACUUGAGACAGACGCAACAUGUAGGUUUGUUUUUUCCUUGUAUAGGAGAGGCGGUGUAGAAGCCUUUGCUGAUGCAGAUUAUGCUGGCUGCAAAGAUACAAGAAGGUCUACCUCAGGCUGGUGUGUGAGGGUUGGCCAAUCUUGUGUGUAUUGGCGUUGCAAGAAACAGGAUCGUGUGUCAAAGUCGUCUAAAGAGGAAGAAUAUCGUUCUAUAUCAGAGGUGAGUUUAGAGAUGGUUUGGUUGUUGCGACUACUGCAGGAAUUAGGUGUUGCAUGCAGAGUUCCAAUGCGGAUAUAUGGCGAUAAUACGAGUGCAAUACAUAUUGCCAUUAAUC
This is a messenger RNA of Linum trigynum, 4360 nucleotides long. NCBI's taxonomy places the organism in Eukaryota, Viridiplantae, Streptophyta, Magnoliopsida, Malpighiales, Linaceae. The record is from the annotation of a GenBank genome assembly.